Molecule: messenger RNA, 1849 nt
Organism: Hemibagrus wyckioides
Lineage: Eukaryota; Metazoa; Chordata; Actinopteri; Siluriformes; Bagridae
Gene: tmem187
Product: transmembrane protein 187
Exons: 1
Coding region: 152-904 (250 amino acids)
Cellular component (GO): transport vesicle
Source: RefSeq, a predicted model, not a curated record
CUAGUAAAUAUUUUCCUCAUGUUCAGAUAGAAGUGACUUUCUACGCGCAUGCGCAGUACACUGAAUGUUGGGAAGUGGUUUGUUGUUCCUCAAAGCUUUAUGUUUUUGUCUGUGUGCUUUUAUUUGAUCUGAAAUUAGGGUUUUACUGACAAUGUCAGCAGUCGUGCAUGUUUUGCUGCCCUUCUUUCUCUGCAUUGCUUUGGCGAACACUGACAUUUUCGACAAUGUGCUGGUGGACAUGUCCUAUGAUCACUACGCCGAGAAGAGAGUGGACCAGCUUCCUGCCUUUCUGGCCAUGCCGUUUAACUGUCUCGUGAACGUGGGGUAUAUUAUAGUAGGUGUUUACUGGCUGACCCGGAGGAUGAAGGAUCCCCGCGCUGCUUACGCGAAGGACGUGUUCGCGCUUAUGGCCAUCGCGUACGGACCGGUCCAGUGGGCGCGUCUGGCCACCCUACGUCGCGCUCCCUCGGUCCUGGACCAGUGGUUCACACUGCCCAUAUUCGCCUGGGUGCCGGUGUGGUGUCGCGUCAUUACGCACGGCUGGUCCGCUCGUUACGCAGUGGCUGUGGAGGUGUGCUCUGUGGCGAGCUACGCGCUGGCCCUACUGCAUGAGCGCGGCUUUGAGUUGGCCCUCGGUGCUCACAUCUCUGUGGCGGUGCUGCAGGCCGCCGCGGCGCAGCGCAAUUUCGGAGACCAGGUGUCUCUGCGCUACUUCAUCCACGCAGCCCUGUCCUGUGCGGGAUUCGUGCUUCUAAAACUCCUGGACCACGAGCUGGCCAAAUUCUGGCUAUUCCAAAACCUCACUGGACACUUCUGGUCCAAAGUCUGCGACAUUCUACAAUUCCACUACGGUUUCUGUUUUCUUACGCAUCUUACGCAAAUUGCGCACAAACGAACGUCAUAAAUCAGUGACGUUUAAUAUAUACCAAUAUAUAAUUAACAUUCAUCCGUGUCUUAAUUGGCAUGACAGCAACAGUAGUAAUGUACACUGAUUUUUGGAACACUUUUUGUAUUUUUAAAGCAAGUUUGUUUCAAUGUUUUUACAUUAAAUUAUUCAUGAUUUUCAUUGCUAUAUAGCAUUAGCAUAUAAUGCCUUUAUUAUGAAUAUUAACAGCAGCUCAAACUGCUUUACACGUUAUUACAAAUGACAUAAACACACAAAGUUGUUUAAAUGAUUCAAUUGAUAAUAUAGAAAUAAAGGAAGACAUUCAUAAAACCUGAAUAAGAUACAAUAAUUAGUAAUACAAUAUUUUUAGAUGUAUUCUUAUCGAUAUAAUAAGCUAAUAUAAACACUUUUUGUUUUGGAAGCAGCAAAUAAAUGACUGACAGAUACAAUGCACAAAAACAAAGUACUGCAUCUCAGAUAUUCUGCGGGUUAACUCAAUGAUGGUUUGCUCCGUGUAGGAGAUGUGUCUCUACCUAGAUGGUGUCCAUUAAGACCACUAUUAAAAUGAAUCGGGAUGAGUGAGUGCUUGUCUCGUGCAGCUUGCCACAGAUGCUUAAGAAAUACAUAGUUUGGAUAAAAUGGAGUCAGAAGAUAACAUAACAUCACUUCAGACUAUCAAAUCUAUCAAAUGUUCAAACCAACACAUAAAUAUGGAAGCAGAGAGAGAUCAGAUGCACUAAUGACACUUUACACCACGAAAUAUGUAUAGGCUUAUUAUUAACAGCUCUGAAUAUUUUGGCUCAAAUGGUUAAAACUCUGGGUUGUUGGUUGGAGGAUUGGGGUUCAAGCCCCAGACCGGCCAAGCUGCCACUGCUGGGACCUUGAACAAGGCCCCUAACCCUCCCUGCUCCAGGGGUGCUGCAUCAUGGCUGAUCCUGUGCUUUGACCUCAACUUUGGGAAAC